GCUGUUACCGUGUCGCUGUCGGAGUUUGAAAGGAGACACAGCGGACCGGAGUCAGACUGGACGCAGGCCAGGGUGUUGUCGAUACUAACUUGGCUGUUUGGUGCCUCUUCGUGAUUUGUUAUUUUAUAGUGUCGUCCCAUUGAACACACUACUGUCAACCCUGGCUACUCUUCAGAGGAAAGAGGACCUCGGAUUUAAGCUCCAGGAUGCUGAGAGGGGCGCGAAGAUGAGCGUGACGUCCUGGUUCCUUGUCAGCAGCUCCGGCACGCGCCACCGGUUGCCACGGGAGAUGAUCUUUGUGGGGCGCGAGGACUGCGAGCUGAUGCUACAGUCUCGCAGCGUGGACAAGCAGCACGCGGUGCUCAACUACCAUGCUGCCUCUGAUGAGCACAUGGUGAAGGACCUGGGCAGCCUGAACGGGACCUUUGUGAAUGACCUCAGGAUCCCAGAUCAGACCUACAUCACCCUCAAGCUCUCUGAUGUCAUCCGCUUUGGAUACGAUGCCCACGUGUACAUCCUGGAGAAGAGCCAGCACAAGGUCCCGGAGGAAGCGCUCAAACAUGAGAAGUACACUAGCCAGCUGCAGAUGAGCAUGAAGUCCCUGGAGGCCAGGAGGAAGGAGAAGGUGCAGUCUGAGAGCAGCAGGAACGGUGACCCUCCCCUCUCCCAGCAGGAGAAGAACUCUGAGCGCAGAGCACCCCCAGGCCACAGCGAGGCCCCAGUGUCCAGACCCACUCCCCUGUACGGCCAGCCCUCCUGGUGGGGCGAGGAGGAAGAGGAGGAGGAGGAGGAGCAGAGGACUGAGGAGGAACACACAGAGAACAGCAAGGAGGCCGAUGGCCCCCCCCCAGACAGCAGGUCCAUGUUCUCCCACCGGGAGCCGCGCUACUUUGAGAUCCCCACCAAGGACGUCCAGCUGCAGAGCCCCAGUAAGACCCAGCCCCAGGAGUCCCAUCUGCACGAGCGACCCACCAAGGACACCUGCCCCGCCCCCAGCCCCGCCCCCAGCCCCGCCCCCAGCCCCGCCCCCAGCCCCGCCCCCACGCCCCCCGCGGUGCAGAGCCACGCCUCGUUCACCAUCGAGUUUGACGAGUGCACGCCUGGCAAGAUGAAGAUCAAGGACCAUGUGACCAAGUUUUCGCUCCGCCAGCGCAAGCACCCAGGCAGGGAGGCGAUAGGCACGCCCACCGAGGUGAUGUCAGCGGAGAGCAAGGUGGCUGAUUGGCUGGUGCAGAGCGACGUGAGCGUGAUGCGUAGGAGUUUAUGCUCUGAAGACAUGCACAGACCCAAUCACAGCCAGGCCACCAAAGGUCACCUUCACGAAGAUGGAACUCACAGUGACUCAGAGGAACCAGAGAAGGUCGUCCAAUCACGUCCACCCAUCGCAUCGCCGGCUUCUCUCCCCCCACAGACAUCCUUCCCCCCCAAGCUGUCCCGCCCCCGCCCCCCCCCAGCCUCCUCCCCCCUCUCCUCCUCCCCCUCAGAGUCCAGCUCCCCUCCUCCUUCCCAGGACAAGUCAGACCUCCAGCAGGCCUUCGUCAUCGAGUUCUUUGAUGAAAACACAAGAAAGAAACGCUCCCAGUCCUUCAUUGCCACCCAGCCCGACCCUGGACCCCCUAACGCCAAGGUGGAGAGGUGGAGGGCUCCCGGCCAGGGGGAGGAGAGACCAGGCCCCUCUCUGGGCUCCUCCAGCCUAAGCAGCACCCCUACCCAGCAGUACACAGUGCCCCUGAAGGCCCCUGGCUCCUCGGGGCUCCAGAGGGCCGGCUCCCUCCGGAGGGAGAAGACCGAGGAGCGCAUCAGCAGCGGCCCCUCCUCCCGCUCCUCCUCCUCCAGGCCGUUCAGCAGCAUGGGCCGCAGGUCCAGGCUGGCGCAGGACUUCACUGAGUCUGUGAGGCAGGCCAAGCUGAGGCAGCCCACCCCCAGCUGGGAGAGAGAGCCUGAGGCCGUGUCCCCUCCAGAGAGCCCAGAGCCCAGCCCUGUGCUCGCCCCCAGCCCCCCCGCACCCCUCCCUGACCCCCACCUGCCCCAGAGCUGCCCCCCUCCCAGCCAGCCGGCUCCUCUGAAGCCCCCCCUGGUGAGCCCCCGGGGAUCCAGGACUGAGGAGGAGGACAGUCUGAGCGACGCAGGGACCUACACCAUCGACAGUGAGCUGCAGGAGAAGGAUGUGGAGGAGGCUCGCAGCAGGAUCGACCAGGUGUUUGGUGUUGAGAGCCCCGCUCUGCCUAGCCCGGCUGCAGACAGGGCAGGGCGUGGUCCUGUGCUGGCCGGGGCGGGGCAGGAGCGUAGUGAGGGUAGCAGUGAGGAGCUUCCAGAUACUGCACAGGCAGGCAGGCUGGAACAGGUGCGGUGUGGCGUGGUGCAGGGCCCCAGGUGGGUGUCUCGCUGGGCCAGCCUGGCCGACAGCUACUCUCACUCCAGCCCUGCCUCUGGCCUCGCUCACAUCCCUGCUCACAUGGACCCGUCAGGAGGAGGUAGCAGGAUCCUCCACCAGGUGGCGCUGCGUGACAGGAACCAGGACAGCUCCGUUUCCGAGGCCCUGGCCACCAGAGCACGCCGCGCCCUGCCCCCCGAGACGACUCCCACUCCCAGCAUCCACCUCCACCAGGAAGCACGACCGUCUGGAGGGUACGAGACGGGCAGGAGCCUGGCCGUCGCCCAGCAACAGGAGGACAAGCACAGGCUGUGCGUGGGCGAGGAGGUGGAGCCUGACAGUCUGAGCGACGCCAGCAGGUCAGACGACGGCUUGGUGGUGGAGCAGAGGAGAGACGUGUGUGGGAGACCCCAGAAGAGCCCGUCUUACCGCCAGGAGGAGUCUCACGGACCCCCGGCCAAGUCCACGUCGUUCUACAUCGGCUCUGAGGAGCGUCCAGCCAAGCAGGAACAGGGCUGCCGGACAGCCACGCCCAGAACUGACCGGAAACAAGCCCCGCCUCCCAAGCCCUUCUCCACCGCCACCCUCACCAAGCAGAGAGGCAGCCCUGAGGUCCAGCCGGUCCGGCCGGCCCGGCCCAGUGCCUCUGCCCCCAGCCUGCAGCACCAGGACGGCCUGAACCCCCGGGACAGCGCAUCCUCCUCCCCAGCCUCGCUGCUCAGACAGGAGAGCUUCACCAAGGCCUGGCCCAGCCAUGUCAGCAACAUCACCCUGCUCCCAAACAUCUCCAGCCAUCCAGCACUCAGGACCCAGGACCCUGCGGAGGCCCACCAGGAGACGCAGUCCUACCUCAGAGACACCCAGGAUGUCCUGGCCUCCCUGGAGGCCAAGCUCCAGGCCCAACAGGCCGCCCCCGCUCCCCGCCCCGUAGAAGACUCCCUCUCUGGGGAAUCAGACAUGGACACCUCCAGCACUGUCAGCCAGCGCAGCGGGAAGACCUCCAACGCCUCCGCGAGGAAGCCGGCCGCCACCAGCGCCCUCCAGAGGGAGAGGUCCACCACCAGCUCGCUCAGUCAGGACUCUGAGCGCCUGCCUCUGGCUCGGGCUCGUCCGUCCCAAAGCAGGAGAGCCCAGGGGGGGGAGGAGAAGCCCAGCACCAGGCCGGGGCUGAGACGUGGUGCCAGUCAACACGGAUCCAUGGACCUGAGCGACGACCCCCAGAGCAGGCCCAGCACUGUGUCCUCAGACCAGGAGGGUGGCCCCCACGCCUACCGCAGGAGGCAGCCCGCCCCCCAGAGGGAGGAGGGAGGUACUGCGUCCCGGAGCGCCGUGAGCCGGGCCCUGGCCCGCUCCAGCAGCCUGUCCGCCCCCAGGGCUACCCGGGCCUCCAUGCUGCGCCGGGCUCGCCUCGGCGAGGCCUCCGACAACGAGGGCCCGGAGACAGAGAGGGUCUCACCCAGCUCCCAGGAGGUGGCGGGGCCUCCUGCCAGGACCGCCCAGGAGAAGAAGCUGUCCAGGCUGGACCUGCUGGCCAUGCCCCGGAAGAGGACUGGCUCCUUCACCACCCCCAGCGACACGGAGGCCUCAGCCCUGCCCGGUGCGGCAGGGAGGGCAGGGGGGUUCUCCAACCGCAGCUCAGACUCCAACAGCAGCUCUGUCCGCAAGGCCUCGGUCCCCGUGACCAAGCCUGCCCUGCAGCGGCCCCCGGGGGGCGCUGGUAGACCCCUCAGUAGACUACGCUCCUCCUCAGCCAAGUAUGCCAGCAGCACGGCCAGCUCUCGGAGGCGACACAAGGGCUCCGACUACACCUCCACCUCUGAGGAGGAGUAUGACUCCAACCAGAGCACUCCUAAACACACACGCUCCUCCCGCCCCCCCCCAGCCUCCAGCAGCCCCCGCUCCCAGCCUCGUCCACAGCCUCUGGUGGCCCCGCGGCCCCGCAUGGGACCCCCCGAGGAGGUCAGCCACGAGGGGGAUGCCUUCCAGACCUGGUCCACACACAGCGCAGAGAUAGCCAAACUGAGUCAGGACCUGGCUAAGGACCUGGCUAUCCUGGCCAGGGAGAUCCAUGACGUGGCAGGAGAAGCAGACCUGCCCAGUUCCCCCAGCCCAGAGGCCGCCCCCGAGGCCAGCACCCCUGAGGCCAGUGCCCCCGCUGCCAGCACAGCCCACCACAGCCAGUCGGGGCGGCCCCUCCCUGAGGCUGGUCCCACCCGGCAGAGACUCCCACCUGCUCCUGGCCCUGGUCCUGCUCCUGGUCCUGGUCCUGCUCCGGCCAGGCGUGCAAACGACAUGGAGCCAGAGUACUCUAGACUCCUGGGAGGGGAGCAGGAGGAGGUGGUGGACAGCCUUAUGCUGAACCCUGUGUCCCAGAUCUCCAUGGCUAUUCGAGAAAACACAGAGCUGCUAACAGAGAAGAUCAAAGUGCUGUUUCAAAACAAGGCCGAGGUCUGGGAGAAGAUCGAAGCCAAGAUUGACGCAGAGAAUGACACACCUGCUCUGAAAACCUCCAACAAGGAGAUAACAUCGAUUCUGAAAGAAUUGAGAAGAGUUCAGAAGCAACUAGAAGUGAUCAACACCAUCAUCGAACCAAACGGACUGUUCACCCCGAACUACCUGUCCUCAGGUGGAGCCCGGCUCUCCAGGGCCCUGCCCAGAGACUGGAGACACCCAGCCCAUCCUGGCUCCCAGGGGGCCCCGCUCCAGCCUGGCUCCCAGAGGGCCAGCGAGGGCUACAGGAGGGCCAUGAUGUCAGACGAAGACAGCUAUGUGGUCUGAGGGAAUGAGGACCUGUCUGCAACUUUGGCUCCCCUCCUCCCCUCCUCCCCCCUCCUCCCUCCCCUCCAGCUGUAGCUGUCUCCCCCCUCCCCUCCCCCCUCUCCUCCAGCUGUAGCUGUCUCCCAGUGGGGCCUGCCUCUCAGGGUUGUUCUGAGAGGGAAGUGAGAGGAGCCAUCCUGCUCUGAGCUCUGUGCUAGGUAGCUGUGCUAGGUAGCUGUGCUAGGUAGCUGUGCUAGGCAGCUGUGCUAGGCAGCUGUGCUAGGUAGCUGUGCUAGGCAGCUGUGCUAGGUAGCUGUGCUAGGCAGCUGUGCUAGGCAGCUGUGCUAGGUAGCUGUGCUAGGCAGCUGUGCUAGGUAGCUGUGCUAGGUAGCUGUGCUAGGUAGCUAUGCUAGUUAGCUGGACGGAUCAGACUGGUAGACAGCCUCUUCACAUGUACCUUCCACACCGGGACAACCUCAGAUGGUCACCUCAUCAUUUUCACUCCUUUCUCGCUAAUUAUUCCUGUUUAUAUGUCUAUAUGGAUGAUAUCAAAAGCAUCUAUGUGAAAAUAAAAGUAAAUAUAUACUGUCUUGAGUAGAAUCAACUCAAUGGCAGAUUGUAGGCUUUUCAAAAAUAUCUAUAUUUUUAUAUUUGAUUACACAUUUCAUGAAAAUUGGUUACAUGAACAUGCAUGUAGAUGAGAUAAUUUGUAAUACAUGGGGUGGUUUUUAUAUUUGAAUAGGACUACUUCCUCAACCAACCAUGUGUGAUCCUACAUACACCUCACACACUGAACUCUAUAUUUGUAACUUUCACUUCACUUGUUUCAGAUUGAACUCGAAGGGCUGGCGGGGUGAAAGUAUGCCUAAAGUAGUUGUGGUGAUAAAAAAAUGGUAUUAAAGCAAACUUAUGCUAUGUGACACUAAGUUUGGGCUUAUUCAAGAAGGUUCAGUGCCUGUAUCUGACCUCCCCAGACUCUGGCAGUCUGGGAUGGACACACGAAGACAUAAAAAAAGACUAUUUUAUAUAUUUUGGUGCCAGUACACUAUUGUGCCUGUGUUCUCUCAAAGUAGCAGGUCUUUCUCCUCAAGCACUAAGUAUUCUCUCCCACUCAGAGCUGAAAAUCCUUUUGGAAUGUGUGGUGGUUAGGUUGGGAACAUGCAGGUUUCGUCACCUGGCAACAGCAGAACUGUCAGGGUUAGCACACAGCCCAGUGAGUUGGGCCUUUCAGCCCAGGCUGCAGGCUCCACACAUUCAGGGCAUCCAACUUGUAAGCGGUUUUAUAAGGUUGUUAUUUGUUACUCUGUCAGACAUGAUCAGGGAUUUUUUUUGUCAAAUGUGAUUCACUUUUUACAUUUUGCCAAAGAAAAAAAGCAUUCUCAACACAUAUUACAAAGGUGCUGCUAAAUGUAACAAAGGUUAUUCCCCUUGAAAAUCGGUUCCUGUAUUCAAAGGUAGUAAUGGUACACAGCCUGCAUUUUGCCAGGUUACCUGGGCCUAUUCUGUUGAUGCCACAUAAUGGUUACCAUAGUUCUUAUCUUUUAAUAUAAAUUAAAUCUUCAGAUAUAAAUAUUAAUGUAUUUUGCACUACUUUUCGGACCAGUUGAACCAUAUGGAUAAAGCAUGUUGUGUCAUUGUUAUGUACAAUACAAGUUCAUGGAGAGAGUGGACGAACAGUGUUGUCGGUGUGUGUUGAUUUGAACAACUCUCUUCGUCACGAUUAUAGUAGGCUACAUUUGCACAAACCCGUCAACCUUCUGCGAUCUUUGAAAUAUGUAGCGUUAUGACACCACACGCUGCUACUGUUCUUUCUUGGCAUUAAUAUUGUAAUUCCCUUUUCCAAUAUUGUCUAAUCUUUAAUUAUGUAAGUUGUUUACUUAGCCAACUAUAUCGUAUGUUUCAGUUUGUAUGUCAUCAGUUAUGAUUGGUCGAUUCAAAAUGUCAAGAAUACAGUUCUGUCUUAGACUAAUUGUGUCGACCAUGAUGUACGUGAUUCAGAUUUCUCCAAUAAACGAUGAAUAAA
This is a messenger RNA of Hypomesus transpacificus, 7154 nucleotides long. Its product is annotated as centrosomal protein of 170 kDa protein B-like. The record is from RefSeq and is a predicted model, not a curated record. NCBI's taxonomy places the organism in Eukaryota, Metazoa, Chordata, Actinopteri, Osmeriformes, Osmeridae. Gene Ontology annotation, molecular function: protein binding.